AUGUCAAUAGAAGACCUAACUACACCAACACAAGAACAAGUGCAAGAGCACCAGCAAGAGAGAGACCAAGAGCAACAUCUGAACGGAGGUUCAUCUCCGUCAGUCCUGUCAACUUCAUCCCAAUCAACCAAGGGUAAGUCAGUUCAUUAUUCUGAUGCUGUGCUUACCCAUAGAUCAGCAUCUACUUCGAAUUUACGAUUGCAGAAUUCGAGUACUCCUUCAUUAACCAGCAAGAAGCAACACCCUGGAAUACGAGGGAAAACCGCUACCCAUACGAGAUCCCUUUCGCAUACCAAGUUAGUGGCAACAAGUAAAGUAUUAUCACCAUCAUCAGGAAGCGGAAUGGCCGUACGACCUCACUUGAAUAGAUCUAAAUCAAGUGAUGUAUUAAUGAAGAGUAGACAACCAAGUGCAUUAAAAAGAAAUAGUAGAUCUUUUACAAAAGUAGGUGGUUUGCAACCUUUAACCAAGACCAUGUCUAAUCAAUCACUUAAAUCAAGCAAAUCAACAACUUCUUUAAAAGCUAAUAUACAAAUAGGAGCUCCAUCCCAAAUUGGAUUAAAGUCAAGUUCCAAAAAGGGUAAAGCAAUUUUACGAUUAAAUGAUAAUGAUGAUGAUUAUGAAGAUGUCGACGAUACAACCAAUAAUGAACCAAUUCCACAAGGAUUUGAUAGUGAUGAAACUAUAUCGACUAGUAUGAUACUGCCUCCAAGUCAGAAUGUACCUAGUUUAUACGAACAGAUUAAUGCAAUAGUGCCAGACCCAGUACCUACAGCACAAGUAGAUGAAGUUCUUGACAGAGCUGAUUCAAAUGCUGCUGAAAGAUUGGAAGUCGUUGAGGAAGGAGGGACCAUCGAUAGUGCAGUAUCUCAUCUCAGACAGAAUCUUGCUCCUUCAACCAGGAGUUCAACUGAAGAUUUUUCCAUGACUAAUAAUCUAUAUGGUGGAUCACUAUUAUUAUCACAAUCUACUGGUUUGGUUAGAAAAGUAAAUCCGAUGAGUCCAGCUAAUCAAAGGACAGGGCCCGGAGGAGAAGUAUUUAAUAGCAGUGGUGGUCCUAUGCAUAUCGGUAAUAGUGAUCAAACUAUUGAAUCACAUCAUUCUGAUUCUAUUAGUGGGAUAUCUUUCAAAGCAAAUCCAAUGGAAAAGCAUAAGAUUGCCGAGCCUGUGAUUACAAAUAAGAAUGUAACUCAGAAGAAUUCAUACCAACCUGAUCAAACUAUUUUUAAUAAUUUACAAAGAACCAAUAAUCAAUAUUUAACCACCAAGAAACAUCAACAACAGCAACAACAACAGCCUCAUCAGCAACUGAAUAUCAAUCAUUCAAUCAAUAAUGGUGCCAAUAAUUUCUCGGAAUUUCUUCGUGCUAAUCAAUCCUCAUCCUCAUCAACUGAACUGUAUGCACAUAAUUUGGAAACAAGAACUCAACAAAGAUUGUGGUUACAAAGGGAAAGUUCCCUUAUGGAUGUAACCAAUUUAGAUUCCAACAGAAUAUCCAAUUUUUCCAACUUGUCAUUAAAUAACCUAAUGUUUGCUCAUAAUUAUAAUCAAAGCCAUGCAAAUGUGCGUGAGCUCCAACAACAUUCACAACAUCCCCAUGGACCACAUGCACCUCAACAUGUCCAACAUUUACCUCAGAGCAUUGCCCCAUUGACUCCACUAACACCCACUGGACCCCUGGUACAUAGUAAUAUUGCAUAUCAACAGCCAAACAAUCAAGAACCACCAGCUGGAUAUAACGCAGUAGGUGGAGGAGGAAGUGGAUUAUUGUUGAUGGUACAGGGUAGUACUCAACAGACUACAAUUCAAUCCAGAACUGAAUUUGAAAGAUUGAAUAGAGAAUAUCUUAAUGUCAGAAGACAUUUGAAUCCAGUUGGAGAAAGUUUGAAUCGAGUGAAUAAGUACUUGAAUCAAGAUCUUAAAGUUGCCAAAACUAAAAAGAAUGGCGCUCGCGGUGGUGGCGGUGGUGCUGGCGGCAGCGGUCAAGAUAUACCUUCUGAAUCUACUGCUAUAACGUCUGCACAACAUAAUACAAAUGCGAAUUCAUUCAAAGAGUUUUCGCCAAUGUUUCAAGAAAAGGAAUUAGAAGUAAGUGCAAUGCUUGGUAAAUUAUGGCAUGAUGGGAUCAUUUCGUCGGCGCUGUCUUCAAUGGUGAAUAUGAGAGGAGCUAUCCAUCCGGGACAUCCACCUCAGCCUCAUCAACAACAACAACGUCAAGUUGGACAUGGUGGUAUGUCUGGAAACUCCCAAGUUUCGAUGAGAACCAGUCAGCCUCCUCCAACUACUCGAGCGGUGAAAUUGGCCGGUGUUGCCGGAGAGUCGCAGGAUCUAAUGCCAAGGAGACGUACACAUGAGCAUCUAAUGAAUAUUGAUGCUUAG
Hemisphaericaspora subhashii is the source of this 2379-nucleotide messenger RNA. It is a transcript of the gene TCO89, whose product is annotated as Tco89p. Gene Ontology annotation, biological process: TOR signaling. Gene Ontology annotation, cellular component: fungal-type vacuole membrane; TORC1 complex. The record is from RefSeq and is a predicted model, not a curated record. The transcript has a single exon. Lineage: Eukaryota; Fungi; Ascomycota; Pichiomycetes; Serinales; Debaryomycetaceae. Bases 1 to 2379 code for a protein of 792 amino acids.